AUGGACGCCGCUACAAUCGAAGAGACGAACCGAAUCCGGAUCUCCCUGGGCAUGAAGCCCUUGCCCGUCCCCGGAGCCGACACGCAACAAGAAAAUGGACAAAGCGAUGUCUCCGACAGCGAUGCCGAGGUCGAGGGAAGCACCCUGGAAACUCGACAGGCCCAGGCCUACGACAACUACAAGAGCCACAUGGACUCAGAAGUCCAGAAGAAGAAGCGGGAGGAAAGAGCUGCGGCCGUGCGAAAGGCUCGCGAAAAGGCACAGCGUUUCGCCCUCGUCGAAGGUCAAGGGCUCGGCGAUGACAGCCAGGGAGGCGAUCUCGAUGCUAAAUCGUGGCUGAUGGGCCAGAAAAAGCGCCUCAAGAAGAUUAGCAAGGCCAGAAAGCUGGAGGACGAGUUGGCGGCCGCGGAAGAGGAGGCGGCGGCCGCCAUUCAGUACACUUCCAGGGAUCUUGCCGGCAUGAAGGUCGCCCACGACUCGUCCGCCUUCCUGGAAGGAGACGAGCAGGUUCUCACGCUCAAGGAUACCACCAUCGACGAAAACGAGGAGGAGGGCGACGAGCUGGAAAACCUUGACAUCCGAGACCAAGAGAAGCUCACCGAGAGGCUGGAUCUUAAGAAGCAGCGAUUUGGCUACAACCCCAACAAUGCUCAAGACGACGAGGAAGAUCACGGCAUCUUGGCCCAGUACGACGAGGAGAUUGUUGGCAAGAAGAGGAAAAAGUUCACCCUCGACUCGGAUGGGGCAAUCGCCGAGCUCUCCGACAUUCUGGGACAACCGGCCCAAAGAGCGAGCAAAGUACAAACUAUCAGCCUGGACGAUGUAGUUGGUACGCGCCCGUGGAAUAACCCCGCCGGUGGUUCGAAGCUAACACCGUCAAACAUAGGCGACGCACCCGUCUCCUCCGACUAUCUGGCGCCAUCCGAGAUCAAGAUCAAGAAGCCCAAGAAAAGGAAGACUAGGGGGGUGAGGCAGAGGCAACACGACGAAGACGACAGCUUCCCAUUAGCGCCUCCCGACACCGACGCCGAUGCGAUGGACACCGACGCAAGGGAUGCCGGCUUCGGCAAAAAGCGACAAGCGGCGGCGGAUGAGUUUGUAGAUGACGAGGAUCUUCAAGCCUCUUUGGCAAUGCAGAGAAGAAGUGUCCUGAAAAAGCGCAAGAAAACUCGGCCAGAGGACAUUGCAAAGCAGCUCAAGGAACUAGCAGACGAUUCCGAGGGCACCGAUGACGCCCGGAGCAAAGGUCUCGUCAUCGGGGAGAUAUCGGAAUUUGUCGCCGGUCUGAGCAAGCGAAGUGAGGAAAAAGAACAGAAACCCAGGCAGCAAAAUUCGGACGAAGAGAGGAAACCGAACACUGGGUCGCAGCACCAAAGCAACGGCGCAGAUGAAGAUGUCCCGAUGGAUGACGUGGUAAACACCCACGAUGGAACAGUCUCGGACGGGGUGCUACUUGAGCCGGAAGAUACGGACAAAGCUGUCGAGGAGGAAAAGGCCGUCGGAAGCGGCAUGGGUGCGGCUCUUUCGCUGCUGCGGGAGCGAGGCUUGAUUGAAGAGUCUCGGGGGGAGAGCACGUUCCAGAACCAUCUCGGGCGUCAAGAAUUCAUGAGAAAAAAACGGGAGCUGGAGGAGGAGCUGGAUGAGAAAUCCCGACAGCAGCGGGAGCGGGACCGGUCCAGCGGCAAGCUAGACCGCAUGUCCAAGGCAGACAGGGAAGAAUACGCGCGACAGCAAAACGCGUGGCGCGAGCACCAGUUUUCGCGAAAGAUGGCGGAGCUGAUAUCGUCAAAUUACAAGCCCAACGUCGAGCUCACCUACACGGACGAGCAUGGUCGGAGUCUGGACCGCAAGGAGGCUUUCAAGCACCUCAGCCACCAGUUCCACGGCAAGGGCAGCGGCAAGGGAAAGACGGAGAAGAAGCUCAAGCAGAUCGAGGACGAGAAGAGACGCGAGGCCCAGAGUCUUUUCGACCCCAACCAGAAUGGCGGCAUGAACGCGGCGACGGCCCAGCAGCUCAAAAAGCGCAAGGAGGCCGGCGUUCGGCUCAUCUAG
Messenger RNA from Drechmeria coniospora, 2052 nucleotides. RefSeq lists its product as uncharacterized. The record is from RefSeq and is a predicted model, not a curated record. The transcript has a single exon. Gene Ontology annotation, biological process: mRNA cis splicing, via spliceosome; maturation of 5S rRNA. Bases 1 to 2052 code for a protein of 683 amino acids. Gene Ontology annotation, cellular component: U4/U6 x U5 tri-snRNP complex. NCBI's taxonomy places the organism in Eukaryota, Fungi, Ascomycota, Sordariomycetes, Hypocreales, Ophiocordycipitaceae.